GCAGGUCUGCACCCAUUCCACCUUCCGCCCUCAAUAUGGUUCGCGCCGCGUCGCCAGCGCUCUCGGAGAAUGAAUUCGAUAUCUCCAAGUCGCUAUUCGGCGGUGAGGCCGACCUCCUCUCGGACAACAGCGACAACGAAGCCACCCGCGAAGCGUCUCCAUUUUCACAACGACCACCAGCCAUAGAAGAUGCUUCCGAUAGCGACGACGCAUUCAUCGCUGCGACACAAUCCAAAGCGAACCGCAAAAAUGACAGCAAGACUGCGAAAAAAGCGGGCGCAUUCCAGACCAUGGGACUGAACACGCAUCUGCUCAAAGCAAUCACGAGGAAAGGCUUCAACGUGCCUACGCCGAUCCAGAGAAAGACUAUUCCUCUAAUAAUAGAUGGACAGGAUGUGGUGGGCAUGGCGAGGACAGGAUCAGGAAAGACAGCCGCUUUUGUGAUCCCCAUGAUCGAGAAGCUGAAGACACAUUCUGCGAAGUAUGGAGCGAGAGCUAUGAUCCUUAGUCCGUCGAGAGAACUGGCUCUACAGACUUUGAAGGUCGUCAAAGAGAUGGGAAGAGGCACGGACCUGAGGACAGUGUUACUGGUGGGAGGAGACGGUAUAGAAGACAAUUUUGGAUCCAUGGCUGCAAAUCCGGACAUCAUCAUCGCCACACCUGGCCGAUUUGAACAUGUGAAGGUCGAAAUGGGACUCGACUUGAGCUCUGUGAGAUAUGUCGUUUUUGACGAGGCUGACCGGUUGUUCGAGAUGGGUUUUGCUGCACAGUUGACCGAAAUUAUGCAUUCCCUUCCGGCAUCGAGACAAACGCUGCUUUUCUCUGCGACGCUGCCAAAGAGCUUGGUCGAGUUCGCAAGAGCUGGAUUGCAGGACCCGAAGUUGGUGAGAUUGGACGCAGAGAGCAAGAUUGCUCCUGGGUUGCAAAGUGCAUUCUUUACUGUGAAGCGCGCCGAAAAAGAGGGUGCCCUGUUGCACAUCUUACAGGAUGUCAUCAAAAUGCCUACGGGAUCAGCCAAACCGGCCAGCGGGGUCAAAGAAGGCAAGAAGGGCGACAAGAAGCGGAAGAGAGGUGCUGACGGGCCUGCCAACGAGACUACGUCGCCAUAUUCGACUGUCGUAUUUACGUCGACUAAGCAUCACGUCGAGUAUAUUGCCAACUUCUUGAAGGCCUGGGGUUACGCGACAUCCUAUGUAUAUGGCUCUCUGGACCAAACGGCACGCAAAAUGCAAGUUCAGGACUUUCGAUCGGGAGUGACGAACAUCUUGGUGGUCACUGAUGUGGCAGCCCGUGGUUUGGAUGUGCCAUUACUGGCCAACGUUAUCAACUACGACUUUCCAUCACAGCCAAAGAUCUUUGUGCACCGCGUCGGGCGAACAGCAAGAGCAGGUAAGGAAGGUUGGAGUUACAGUUUGAUCACACAGCCGGACAUGCCUUAUCUGCUCGAUCUGCAACUGUUUCUCAGUCGCAAACUGAUCAUGGGUCGCACUGCCAAGGAGCCGGGCAUGUUUCAAAAUGCGGUCGUUGUUGGCAAUUUCCGCAGAGAUGCACUCGAACGAUAUACCGAAGAGGCUGCAAAAGUCGUUGAUGAAGAUAUCGAUCUCCAAGCAAUGCGCGACGUUGCGGCUAAAGGCGAAAAGCAAUAUCUGAGAACACGAAACUCAGCGUCCGCCGAGAGCGUAAAGCGUGCAAAGCAAAUUGCCCAAAGCCAGGACUCUGGUGCUACAAACAUGCUCUUCGAAGCUGACGAGACCGCUGAUCUGGAGCAACAAAGACUAGACAUGUUGGCAAGGUUGUCCAGCUUCCGGCCUGUAGAGACUGUCUUCGAGGUUGGAAAACGUGGUGAUGCAAAAGAUGCUGCCGCUGAGGUGAUGAAGAAACGGAGAGCAAACAUUGAAGCGCAGAAGGCGAAGAAGGCACUGGCGAAGGAAGAAGAAUCCGAAGAUGAAGUGACCGUCGCCAAAUCUGGAGCUGCUGAAGAUUCUGACGAGGAUGAGCUGAUAUUGACUCAACCUAAUGGGCCAGAGAUGGAACUUGCAUCGGACUCUGAGCUUGAGCUCACCUUUACUGCACCCUCCGAGCCUGGCACAUCAAAACGGCAAGCCAAGAAGGACAAGAAAGCAGCGUCCGGCCAAGACGAUGAAUUCUUCAUGUCUUACACUCCGUCCACCAUCAACAUGGCUGAGGACAAGGGAUAUGGAGUGCAUUCGGGAGGAACCAAUGCUUCGAAUCACUUCUUGGACCAAGCUAGGAAUGCAACAAUGGAUCUCAACGGAGACGAAGACAGCAGCUUCAAAGUGGCCAACAAAGCUGGAGCAGGUCUGCGCUGGGACAAGAAGAGCAAGAAAUAUGUUCAACGUGCCAAUGAUGACGAUGGCUCCAAGGGUGCUAAGAUGAUCCGAGGCGAAUCUGGGCUGAAGAUCGCUGCUUCGUUCAAGUCUGGUCGCUUCGAUCGAUGGAGGAAGGACAACCGCGUCGAGAGGCUUCCCCGGGUCGGAGAGAUGGAGAAGUCGAACUCACAUUUCGUAAAUCAGAAUUCUGGCGGGCAAGGAGGCAGGUUCAAGCACAAGCAAGAACGUGCUCCGAAGGAGGCGGAUAAGUACCGCGAUGAUUACCAUGUCAGGAAGAAGCGUGUCGCGGAGGCGAGGGAGAAGAGAGUUGGCAGAUUUGCAGAGGGCAAGGGGAAGAACGAGCUCAGAGGCGUGGACGAUGUGAGGAAGCUGAGGAAAUUGCAGGAGAAGAGGAAAGACAAGAAUGCAAGGCCUUCGCGGAAGAAGAACUAGGUAGUCGUUGGGUGUGUUGAGCACUAGUCGAAGUGACUGCCAUAUGGACGCCGGC
This is a messenger RNA of Cercospora beticola, 2838 nucleotides long. It is a transcript of the gene DBP10, whose product is annotated as ATP-dependent RNA helicase DBP10. Gene Ontology annotation, molecular function: ATP binding; RNA binding; RNA helicase activity. The record is from RefSeq and is a predicted model, not a curated record. Gene Ontology annotation, cellular component: nucleus. Lineage: Eukaryota; Fungi; Ascomycota; Dothideomycetes; Mycosphaerellales; Mycosphaerellaceae.